Messenger RNA from Bombina bombina (fire-bellied toad), 3170 nucleotides. Its product is annotated as complement component C6-like. Gene Ontology annotation, biological process: immune response. NCBI's taxonomy places the organism in Eukaryota, Metazoa, Chordata, Amphibia, Anura, Bombinatoridae. The record is from RefSeq and is a predicted model, not a curated record. Gene Ontology annotation, molecular function: protein binding. Gene Ontology annotation, cellular component: membrane attack complex.
AACCAAUGCAAACAGGAACCCUGGACUUUUAGGGUCAAUAAAGUUGGACAGUGAAGCAGACAGCUACUCCUGAGCGUGCAAGAAGACAUCUUCAUCAAUGGGUUACUACAGUGCUUAUUUUUCACUCAUUCUAAUAAAUUCUGUUUUUGGAAUUGCAUUAUCUUGUUUUUGUGAACGUUAUCCAUGGGCUCAGUGGUCUGCCUGCUCUAAAACCUGCAACCAUGGCACUCAAAGCCGAUCACGGUAUGUAGUUAAUGAUGAUUACUAUAGAAAAUAUUUAUGCAACCAAGUUUGCACAACAUAUGAGUCUCGAUCCUGCAAUGAAAAUUUAUGCCCAAUAAAUUGCCUACUUGGUGAUUAUGGACCAUGGUCUCACUGUGAUCCCUGUCUCAAAAAGCAAUUCCGUGUUCGAGAAAUGGUUCGCCCUUCUCAAUAUGGGGGUGAGGAAUGUGUAGAAUCAUUGGUUGAUUCCAGGAUAUGUGUUCCUGCAAAGAUUUGUAAUAUUGAGCAAGAAGAUUGCGCUGAAAAAUUUAAGUGUGACUCAGGGCGCUGCAUACCGAAAAACCUCCAGUGUAAUGGAGACAAUGACUGCGGUGAUAAUUCAGAUGAAAGGGGUUGUAGGAAAAAGAGUUUGUGCAAACGAAGCUUUGAGAACAUACCUGGAAUUCAGCUGAUGGGCAAUGGGUUUAAUUUCCUAUCUGGUGAGAGCCGAGGGGAAGUCCUUGAUAAUUCUUUCUUUGGAGGAAAAUGUGUCACAAUUUUAGGAAAUGGUACAGGGUCAAACAGAAAAUUGUAUCGGCAGCCAGCAAAUGUUGAAAGUGUGGAUUUUGAGGUGAAAAAUGAAAAAAAUGAUGUAACAUCCUCAUUCUAUGAUAGUCUGUUAAACUUCAGUGGGCAGAAGAAUUCGCUUUCAAUGUCUUCUGGCAAUUCAUGGGGUAUAGUUGGAAUUCCAUUUUUUUUUGGUGGAUUUUCUAACACAAAAACUACCUCAUCUUCACCUUACAGAGAAGCUGUGCAAGCAUCCUACAAAAAGAAUUCAAAUUUUAUUAGAGUCAAUCAAUUGAUCUCAGUUUCAAAUUUCACAAUGAAAGAGAAAGAUCUUUGGAUUUCUGACGUCUUCUUAAAGGCUCUGAACCAUCUGCCUUUGGAAUAUAACUACCCUCUGUAUAGCAGAAUAUUUGAAAACUUUGGAACCCAUUACAUAAGUAGAGGUAAACUGGGAGGUUCAUACGACCUUCUUUACCAAUACAGUUCGGAGAAUCUGAAAAGUUCAGGUUUAACAGAAACGGAAUCGACGCAAUGUUCACGAACAGAAACAAUUAAAUUUUUUCUCAUUUUUCCAUACGUUGAAGUUAAACAUAAAUGUGUAUAUAAUAAAAUGUCUGAGCAGCAUGAAGGUUCAUUUUUGCAAUCAUCAGAAAAAUCCAUAUCUUUUGUGGAAGGGGGAAGGGCAGAAUAUGCAGCAGCUUUGGCAUGGAAGAAAGAAGGAGCUUUUCCAGGACAGACUGCCUAUACAAACUGGGUCGCAUCAACAGCAGAAAAUCCUAUAAUUGUUGAUUAUGAGUUGUCUCCAAUUCUGGAUUUAGUGAAAGGAUUCCCCUGUGCAGUGACAAAGCGACGCAACCUCUUAAAGGCUUUCUCUACGUAUUUAGAGACAUUUGACCCAUGCAGAUGCUCACCUUGCCCUAAUAAUGCCAAACCUGUUUUAUCAGGCACUAAGUGUCUGUGUAUUUGCCAGCCUGGGACCUAUGGGGAAAGCUGCUCAAAACGAGCUCCAGGUUACACCUCAGAUGCAAUUGACGGUCAGUGGAGCUGCUGGUCUUCAUGGAGUCCUUGUGAUGGUUCUUUAAAAAGGAGGAGGACAAGAGAAUGUAAUAACCCUGCUCCUCUUAGUGGGGGCAAACCGUGUGAGGCUGACAGCAAACAAGAGGCUAACUGUAUAAUCUCGCUAUUUGCAGAUAAAGGAGCACUAUGUAUUAAUGAUGAUGAGGAAAGAAAGGAAACCGAUCUAGAAGAACCUGGACAUGAUAAUGGAUGCCCUAUACCUAACCCACCAGAGAAUGGAUACCUUAUAAAUGAAAAGAAGUGGUAUUCAGUAGCUGAAGAGGCGGAAAUAGCUUGUGUUACUGGAUAUGAACUUUCUGGCUAUCAAUUCUUAAGGUGUCUCCCAGAUGGAACGUGGAAACAUGAAAAUACAGAAUGUCAUCGGACAACAUGUUCCAGACCAUCAGCAUCAGAGGACAUCACAAUAUUAAACUUUCAAACAGAGUAUAAGAUUGGUCAAAGUAUCAAGAUAAGCUGCCCAGCUGGGUUUGUCACUGGUCACACAAGCUAUACUUGUGGACAGAAUGUGGAAUGGAAUCCUCCUAUUUUGGGACAACUUAGUUGUAUAAGUAACCCAAAAAAGUAUUUUCAAGGAAAUUGCAACCUUGGGGAAAAACAAGUGGGUUCUGAAUGUCUCUGUAUGUCUCCAGAAGAGGAUUGUCGUCAUUACACUGAAGAAAUGUGCAUUUUUGAUACAAUUCUGGACAAUUACCUCACAAUGUCUCGUUGUCAGUUCUUGGCUGAAAAGUGCCUGGGAGUAAGACAGCUAUUCUUGGAUAAUGGGCCUUGUGGGGACAUUAACCUUGCAUGGGUGCAAGACCGGUUAAACCUGUCUAUAAGUAGUGUAAAGAAGGAGCCUUGUGGAUACGAUAUCUGUUACGACUGGGAGGUUUGUUCAGGUAUGAAAUGUAGCUGCAUUUUGCCGUAUAAGUGCCCUGAUAACAAAGACCAACAAUAUUGUAUCAAGACCGGAACUGCAGGAAGACAAAGAACUGUGAACCUCUGCUCGCUGGGGGCUAUAAAAUGUGCAAAGAUGAAAGCAGAGAUACAAUUUAAUGGUCCAUGUACCAAAUGAGAGAUUGGUUUCACUAAGGUGUAUUUAAAUAUACGAUCGUUACCUAUGCAUAUUGUUGUAAAAUAUGUCAUGAAUAAUCUUGUGUUUGCAAUGACUUUUAUAUAGCGGAAAUAAAUACCUUUUUAACAUUUUCUAGCUAAACAGUUGGAAUAAUUUAUUUUCCCUAAAUAAAUAAAUGUAUUGGUAUGAUGGUAAAUACAGCUUUGACUGAAUACACAAUUGUUUAUUUUCUAAGAAGUGACAUUAGAAAGAUUUUUUUUUAAAUAAAAGG